UUAUUAAAGUCGAGCCUCUGUCUAGCAGUCGUCACAUCGUUUGACGGAUACAAACCGGAACUACGUUAAAUAUUUACUAACGUGUUUAACAAUUAUCAGGGCCCGUUUGCGUGGUACACGUACAACGUGUGUGAGAUUAAUUUCGGAGAUUGCCACUCUGAGCGCGUGUUUGCUUCAGGCCAUGUGUGUUUACAUUUUUUACAAUGUAUCGUGCAAGUAUCGUCUGGCAAGGUAACACGAAAAGUAUCACGGUGAAAUCAGGCAUUUCGUGUCCGCGAAGCGACGUGAUCAGACGAAAAAUUUUAAUUCACUAUGAGUACUACUAAGCCAUGCUGCAUCAGUGUGACGUUGAUGACAAGGAUUAUUGCGACGUAUACGAUGUCUCUUGCGAUUCUAAUGAUAAACGUAUUGAUGAGUAAUUUCUUCACGAGAAAAGGGGACGAGGAUUUUUUCGAAUCUGUCAAUACUUGGGCAAUUCUGGGAUUGAAUUGGGUACAAAUUAUAACACACAUGCGAUUGCAGCAAAAAGCUCAAACUGCCAUGAUAUGUAUUCUUAUAUACAUCGUGUUGUUUUUGCUAACCGGUGCUUAUCUUGCCUUGGGAUCGAUUUCGAGAAGACCUAAGUGCGCCGUGCCUUGGAUGUAUUUGCAAAUGAUUAGCAUAAUAGAUCAGUUCGUGGCGAUAUGUGAUAAUGCAGUACAUACUGAAAAUGUUGCUAUAGGAAAAGCUAUGGGUUACAUUAUGGUACACUGCACCUAUUUGACUUUAAGCAUGUACUUCUGGAUCGUCGUACAAGAAGCUCGAAAUAAAUGGUACAGUGAGGAGCAGCAGUUCAUGGAUUGCGAAACAAGGGUAAUGGAUCCUUUACCGGAACUUACAAAUAGCAGUGGCUUGAAGUCACCAUCCUAUCUCUCGCAAAAUUUUUCGAUGUUCGAAUCACCGCGACCGACAACUCUUCUGCCUAUAUAGCAGGAAAUCCAUGAAGAAUUAUGGAUAAUUCCUAAACGAUUCUAAUGGAAUCGCCGUGUGAAGCAAGAUGUUGGGAUUUACAGAAUUGAGGAGGAUAUUUAAAGAACAAGAUGAUGGAGAAAAGCUGAGAGGUUCCUUUCUUAGCCUAUAUUUGACUCAAGACUUGCAUUGCAUGUAUAUUUUCUGGAUAAACCAAUACUUUUUUAUAAUAAAACUAAGUUCUUUUUGCUGGUAUAAA
This is a messenger RNA of Linepithema humile (Argentine ant), 1207 nucleotides long. RefSeq lists its product as uncharacterized. Lineage: Eukaryota; Metazoa; Arthropoda; Insecta; Hymenoptera; Formicidae. The record is from RefSeq and is a predicted model, not a curated record.